This is a messenger RNA of Pygocentrus nattereri (red-bellied piranha), 3314 nucleotides long. RefSeq names its product RAS guanyl releasing protein 3 (calcium and DAG-regulated) (gene rasgrp3). Gene Ontology annotation, cellular component: plasma membrane. Bases 394 to 2526 code for a protein of 710 amino acids. Gene Ontology annotation, biological process: positive regulation of GTPase activity; Ras protein signal transduction. Gene Ontology annotation, molecular function: calcium ion binding; guanyl-nucleotide exchange factor activity. The record is from RefSeq and is a predicted model, not a curated record. Lineage: Eukaryota; Metazoa; Chordata; Actinopteri; Characiformes; Serrasalmidae. The transcript has 18 exons.
GGGUUAGUAGCAGUCAGCUGAUUGAAGCCUGAGCAACUACACGCUGUUCUCCCCAAACCUCAGUCACACGCACCAUGGCUGGACUGGACGCGCUGUCCCUUUGAGUGGGUUCUGAAAGUGAGAGAAGCAGUUAGCUGCUUGCGUUGCUUGUGCUUUUAUGUCAACUGGGGAGUCAUGUAGUGCAAUAUUUAGACCUCUGCUUUCUGCAAGAGCAGCAAGAGCUUGUGGUUUAUUGUGCUACAUCAAGUCAGCUGGACACCCCCAGAGUCUCUGACAACCUCUUACAUCAGCAGAGGAGGAGAGGAAAGAGAAUAGGAAGGGAGGAGAGGAGAAGAGGCCAUCUGAUGGCAUUGAGUUGGACGCCCCAGUAGGAUCCUGGCCGGCCUUGAGGUCAUGGGGUCGUUUACGCUGGGGAAAGCGGCACCGCUGGAGCUGCUCUUGGAUGCAUGUAUCCAUGCUUUUGACGAUGAAGGAGAGCUGCAUGGGAACCAGCUGCCCCGGACUCUUCUGCUCAUGCACCGUUGGUACGUCUCCUCGACAGAGCUGGCAGGAAAACUCCUCAUGAUAUAUCGUGACUGUACGGGAGACGACGGUCAGCGGACGAGGCUGAAGAUUUGCUAUUUAAUGAGGUACUGGAUCGUGGAGUUCCCUGCCGAGUUUGAUCUGGAUCUGGGUCUGAUCCGACUGACGGAAGAGUUCAGAGAUGUAGCAGCGCAGCUGGGCUGUGACCAACACCUCAAACUGCUCGACAUAUCCACCAUCCCUUCCUACGACUGGAUGAGGAAGCUAACACAGCGCAAGAAGCAAGUAAAGAAGGGCAAAGCCUCUCUGCUGUUCGACCACCUGGAGCCCAUUGAGCUGGCUGAACACCUCACUUUCCUGGAGUACAAGUCCAUCAGGAGGAUAUCAUUCACAGACUAUCAGAGCUACGUGGUCCACGGCUGUUUGGUUGAUAACCCCACGCUGGAGCGCUCCAUCGCCCUGUUUAAUGGGGUGUCCCAGUGGGUGCAGCUGAUGGUGCUCAGCAAACUCACCCCCCAGCACAGAGCCCACGUCAUCAGCAAGUUCAUCCAUGUCGCCCAGAAACUGCUCCACCUGCAGAACUUCAAUACGCUGAUGGCGGUGGUCGGGGGUUUGAGCCACAGCUCCAUCUCUCGAUUGAAGGAAACUCACUCCCACCUCAGCCCUGACGUCACCAAGAUUUGGAGUGAGAUGACAGAGCUGGUCUCGUCGAAUGGCAACUACUGUGCCUACCGUAAGACCUACAGCGAGUGUGAAGGCUUCAAAAUCCCCAUCCUGGGCGUGCACCUGAAGGACCUGAUCGCCGUGCAUGUGGUCUUCCCUGACUGGGUGGAGGACAGUAAGGUGAACAUUGUGAAGAUGCAGCAGCUCUACCUCACCUUCAGCGAGCUGGUGGCCCUGCAGAGCAUGGCAGCGCAGGUGGAGCCCAACAUGGACCUCAUCUACCUGCUUACGCUUUCUCUGGAUCUCUACUACACAGAAGAUGAGAUUUAUGAGCUGUCUUUGUUACGAGAGCCACGCAACCCCAAAUCUCUGCCUACGUCACCAACAACCCCCAACAAAGCACAGGCUCCUCUUGACUGGGCUUCAGGAGUGACCACCAAGCCGGACCCUUCCGUGGUCAACAAACACAUCAGGAAAGUGGUAGAUUCCGUAUUCCGUAACUACGAUCACGACCAUGAUGGCUACAUCUCCCAGGAGGACUUUGAGAGCAUAGCGGCUAACUUCCCUUUCCUGGAUUCCUUCUGCGUGCUGGAUAAAGACCAGGAUGGCUUGAUCAGUAAGGAUGAGAUGAUGGCAUAUUUUCUUCGGGCUAACCCUGUGCUGCAGUGUAAAAUGGGGCCCGGGUUCAUCCACAACUUCCAGGAGAUGACCUACCUGAAGCCUACCUUCUGUGAACACUGCGCCGGAUUUCUCUGGGGAAUUAUCAAACAGGGCUACAAGUGCAAAGACUGUGGGGUCAACUGCCAUAAGCAGUGUCGUGAGCUGCUGGUGUUGGCGUGCCGCAGGCUUCCUCGCUCCACCUCUCUGGGCAGCGUCUCCCCAGGAGCCCUCACGCACAGCUCUCUGCCCAGCAGCCCUGCACUGCCCGCCUGUAAAGAUGAAGACGAGGUUUUUGAGUUUCCUGCCGUGAGCUCCUCUUCGGGCUCAGAUUUAGAAGGCAAGUCUAUCACGCUGAUGACCGGCUCUGCCCAGCGGAUCUCAGUCCGGCUCCAGAGAGCCACCACCAGCCAGGCCACUCAGACGGAGCCGCUGUGGCCGGAACACGGCUGGGGUCCGGCCGCCGACGCCGGCUCGCACACCUUCCCCAAGAUGAGGUGUAGGCCGCACCGCAAACCCUCCAAAAACAAAGGCUUCGCCCGCUGGGAUAACGAAACGCAGGGAACAGCAGCAAAGGCAGGGACUGGACACGGACGGAGGGAGUCACAGGAACAGGCAGAGACGGAGAGAAAUGGGGUCAUACCACAGCAUCGGGAUGACACAGAGGCUUCUGAGAUCAGCUGACUUGCCAGCUCCGAGGGCCCGAGCAGGACCCCCCGGAAGCCGUCGGUGCUGCGAUCCAGAAAGCUCUCUUCACUGGGGGACGUUCUGGGGUGCCUCAGGCCCCCAUAUGGCCAGGAAUAGGGCCUCUACUCCACCCGAAGACUCCACAACAGGACGCCAAACUCCCAGACUGAACGAAAGAAACGGGAACUUGUGGGUGGGGUGGUUAGUGCAUCCUUGCAGGAACCUGAACUGUGCUGAUGCAGUGGACGCCACCGUUUUUUCACGGGGUCACAAGGAGAGGUUUUCAGACAGGACCCCACUGAGCUAUCACCACAAUGAGCUGGCGUUUCGGGGAGAGUGUUUUUAGGGUAACGUGUUUCUUUUCCGGUGUAGUGAUUCACAUGCUUAAUUAGUGGUUAGAAUAACAUACAGUUCAAAAGUUACGCAGCUCCUGCUUUGCAGUCACUACCAAAAGCAACAUGAUAUGCCUGAAAGCAAGUUUCUUGGAAACCUUGAACUACGUCACAUUGACAUUUAGUGUAGUACGUUAUGUGUGUGUGUGUGUGUGUGUGUGUGUGUGUGUGUGUGUGUGUGUGUGUGGGUGGGUGUAUGUGAAGGACCGCUUGAGAGAAAUCCUGUUUUGUUUUUUUGCUUGUAGACUUUUCUGAAUGGAGUGUGCCUGAAUAUUAAUUUCAGUGUUAUAUACACUGUUUGGCUGGAGUUAUGUAUGUUUAAAAGACACUACGUAGGGGUUAUUUGGAAAUGUGGUUGCUUGAAUGUUCAAUGAAGGUUUAAUGAAGGUUUAA